AUGUCCGGCGUACAGCUGUCGGGCGGCGAGCUGAUCAUCGUAAUAGCGUGCGUCCUGCUCACGGUGGGCGUGUGCCUGUAUCCGUGGAAGCGACAGACGCAGGGAGGCUCAAGAAGCGACGCGUCUCAGCCACGCCAGCCGGAAACUGUCAAGGGCUUGCCGGAUGACUUGAGGGACCAAUUGUCGGUCGUUGUGAUUGCACCUCGCGAUCUUGCCGAAUUAGAGGACCAGUGUCCCAUCUGCCUGACGGACUACGAGGUGCAUGACGUGCAGCAGCAGCUGCCGUGCGGGCAUCACUUCCACCAGCCGUGCCUUGAUGCCUGGUUCACCUCACACGCCACCUGCCCCGUUUGCCGCGUGCAACUCACUCCGCAACCUGAUAACCCUGAGAGGGACCAGCAGGGCGCGGGUGCAAAAGGAGAGAACAAGGAAGUCGAAGCAGCUGCGCCAGCGGUCGAAACCACCAGCGCAGCGGCUGUCGAGGCGGAGACACCCAAGGAGCCCGAGGCCACUGGCGGCGAUGCCGCACCGGCUGGCGAGGAUGCCGCGCCGGCUGGGGAGGAUGGCGGGAGUAAAAAGCGCAAAGCGGAAGGGGAAGCGGGGGAGGAAGAGGGUGAUACCAAGGAAACCGUAGAGGUGAAACCGAGCGAAGAAGGAGCUAAAGGGGACGGCGGCGAUGCGCAAGCGAAGAAGAAGAGCGGGCCUGUGGUGCUGGGACCGCAGACAUUCGCAACCGGGCUUCAGAUGUUCAACUUCUUUCUCGACCUUCUUCGCGGCUGGCCUGUCAACCUGGAUAUCAACCAGUACGAGCACAUGGUGCUGCUAGACCUGCUAAAGAAGGGCCACAGCGACCCCACGUCCAAGGUCGGACCAGGCAUCCGGUCCUUCCAGAUCCGCCCGCACCCCGAGUUCCACUCGCGCUGCUUCUUCCUCGUGCGCACGGACGGCACCGUGGACGACUUCAGCUACCGCAAGUGCGUCGAAGCCCUCAUGGGCCUGCCGCAGGAAUUCACGCUCAGUGCUGCUAAGGAAUGGGACAGCAAUGGGGAAGCAGGAGGACACGGUGGUGGUGGCGGUGCUCGUGGGCUUGGGACGAACAGCGUAGACGAUGGCAACAGCGACUCGUUUGCUGCUGCACACACGGAUAGGAGCCGUCCAAAUGAGUGGAAGGAGUUCGAGGCAUUGCUCGUUUGCCCUCUUUCGAAUGAACCGCUGAGGUUCGACAGCACAACAUCUGAAUACAUUAGCGACUCGAUUGGUGUAGCAUAUCCUGUUGUGAAUGGAAUUCCCCCAGUUCCUUCCAUUCUCCCGGUGUGUGCUCUCGUCUCUUCAGCUGUGUGCAUUGCCCUUGACACAGCAGUUUUGACGAGUGCAGGCGGCGAACAGCAGGUGGGCGCCAUGGGAGAGGGUAUCCGAGACACGGGUCAUGAUUUGCAAAAUGGAGCAGACUCCGCCACUCGAGCUGAGCAGGAGGCGAUGAUAGGCGGUGCGAAUGGCGGGGAGACGGGAGGCGAGGAGGAGGAGGAGGAAGAGGAGCACGUGGAGGUAUCACCGGAGGCGACGGCCAACCCCAUCUCCAAGCUCAUCUUCUGGUGGCUGAAUCCGCUGAUGAACGAGGGGUACCGCAAGCCGCUGGAGCAGGCGGACCUUCCGCCGCUGCCGCCGUGCGACGACGCCAAAGCCGUCUCCGUCAAGUUCGCGCACGUGUGGGAGCAGGAACUACACAAGGACAAGCCGUCGCUGACGCGCGCGUUGUUCCGGUGCUUCCGCUACCGCCUCAUCAUCGGCGCACUCGUGCAGUUCGUCAACGUGCUGCUGCAGGCCACGCCACCCAUCUUCCUGAAUGCGGUGUUGCUGUUCAUCCAAGGCACUCCCACUGACCAUUUUAUGAAGAAAAUCUUCGGUGACAACUUUGGGUACUAUGCUGCAGCGGCGCUGUUUGUGGUGCCAACAAUACGGUCGUUACUGGACGCUCAGUACAAUCAGAUCAUGUUCCGACUCGGCGUGCAUGUGAAAACGGCGCUGGUGGAGAUAGUCUACGACAAGUCGCUGAAGCUGUCCAACGGUGCUCGCCAGGGCAAGUCAGUGGGAGAAAUUGUAACUCUCAUGCAGGUGGACACGGAGAAGGUGUCCAUGACCACGCCCUUCCUGCACUUCACAUGGAGCGGCCUCUUGCAGAUAUUCAUCAACCUGGGUCUGCUCAUUUACUACAUCGGCUGGAGUGCUGUAGCUGGGUUUGCCAUGCUCAUCAUCACCAUCCCCACUCAGGGCAAGUUGGUGAGUCUGCUGCUGGCGAUGCAGAGGAAGAUUCUGCUCAACACCGGCAGGCGAGUCAAGGUGAUCAACGAGCUACUGCAGGGCAUCCGGGUGGUGAAGUGCUACGCGUGGGAGCAGCCGUUCACAGCGGCAAUAGCGGGCAUUCGCAGUGUGGAGCUCAAGGCCAUGCGCAGCCGCGUGUGGCUGCGUGCCGUGCAGACCUGCUUCAUGCUCGCCACGCCCACCCUCAUCAUGGUGGUGACCUUUGCGUUCUACGCGGAGGUGGCGCACGGCAGCAUGAUGGCAUCCACUGUCUUCACGGCGCUCUCACUCUUCAACUCGCUGCGCAUCCCCCUCAUGAUCUAUCCUUUUGUGAUCAACUCCGUUCUGGCAGGACAUGUGUCGCUGCAACGGCUGGGCAAGUACCUGUCGAGUCCAGAGAUGCAGCACGUGCAGAAGAACGAGGACAAGGGCGAUGACCCCGUUGCCGUCUCCAUUGACCAUGGCAACUUCCAAUGGUCAACAGCCAAGCCGCCAGCAGCAGCACCGUCCAAGCCAGGGGGGUCGAAGGUGGCGCCCGGCAUGGGGGGAAGCUUUGGUGCGCCCAUGGGCAUGGGCGGAGGAGGACCCCCGGGAUCCGCUCGCUCUGCGCCAGGCAAGGCAGGCGGGGAUGCGGCAAAGCGCGGGGAGAAGAAAGGGUGGUGGCGCUGGGGCAAGGCCAAGGCAGGGCCUGCAGACAAGGGCAGCGCGGGGGAGAAAGGGAGCGGUGCUGAGAGCAAGGACAGCAAGGACAAGGGCAAGGAGAAGGAGAAGGAGAAGCCUUUUGCUCUCACUGAUGUCAGCAUCACUGUUCCUCGGGGGUCGCUGUUUGCCAUAGUGGGGUCGGUUGGCAGUGGUAAGAGCUCUCUCAUAUCCGCCAUCCUAGGCGAGAUGGAAGCACAGCGGGACGACGACGAGGGGGGUGAUGGUCGCAAGAGCACAGAUCGCAAGAGUGGGGAGAGGAGGCGGAGCAGCAGCGAGAGGAGGAGGAGCAGUGGCGAGAGGAGGAGGAGUGAGAGUGAGGGAGGAGUGGUGGAUGGGGAGAAUGAAGAGGAGAAGUGCCGGGUCACCAUCAAUGGCUCUCUUGCGUAUUGCAGCCAGCAGGCAUGGAUCAUGAACACGUCCUUGAGAGAGAACAUUUUGUUUGGCCACGAGUACGAGGAGGACCGAUACAACGCCAUCCUCGAUGCAUGUGCUCUCCGCAAGGAUUUGGCAGCGCUACCCGAUGGGGACAGCACAGAAAUCGGCGAGCGCGGGAUCAACCUGAGCGGGGGGCAGAAGCAGCGAGUGGCGCUGGCGCGGGCAGUGUACGCAGACACAGACAUUGUUCUACUGGACGACCCGCUCUCCGCUGUGGACGCGCAUGUGGGCGCGCACCUGUUUGAGAACUGCGUGCACGGGAUCCUGCAGGGCAAGACGAGAGUCUUUGUCACCAACCAGCUGAACUUCGUGCCACAGGCGGAUCUGAUAGCCGUGGUGGACAAGGGCACAGUCGUGGAGCAGGGCACCUACAAGGAGCUGAUGGCGCAGGGGGGCAUGUUUGCGCGGCUUAUGCUGGAGAGUGGCUCGCACAGGCACACCUCCGACGAUGCUGCUGACGCCGCCUCCUCCUCCUCGCACUCGUCACCCUCUGACCUCGCCAAGCGCUCCCUCUCCCGCCUCGUGUCUCGAGGCAGGCAGCUCGGCGGCUCUAAGGCACGGACACGCAGCAUGAGCCGUAGAUUUUCCUUCUCCGCUCAGGGAACUCUGGUGGAUCAGGAGCAACGUGCCAGAGGCAUGCUCAAACUGGAGGUGUACAAGAAGUACUGGCUGGAAACGAGCUGGAUCAUCCCGGCGGGCGUGCUGAUGCUGUUUGUCAUCGUGCAGUGUGUCGACGCCUUCACCCGCUACUGGCUCGCCUACUGGACCAAGAACCAGUUCAACCAAUCUGCAGGCUUCUACCUCGGCAUCUACGCAUCUCUGGCCAUGCUGUACACGAUUCUCAUCUACUUCCGCACAUUGGGCCAGGCGUUCCUGGGGCUGUGGACGUCGAAGAAGCUGCACGAGGGCAUGCUGGCGUCCGUGCUGCGCGCGCCCAUGUCCUUCUUCGACACCACGCCCGUCGGCCGCAUCCUCAACCGCUUCAGUGCGGAUCAGGCAGGAGUGGACGAGACGCUGCCCUUCUCCUGGUCCACCUUCCUUAACAUCCUAUUCCAGGUGUUUGGCACCAUCGUAGUGGUCACCAUCGUCACAUGGGAGUUCAUCAUCGCUUUCAUCCCUGUCGCCUGCCUCUACUUCUGGGUGCAGCAGACAUACCGCAAGACGGCGCGGGAGUUGAAGCGGUUGGAUGCGGUGAGCAAGAGCCCUGUGUACCAGCAGUUCACGGAGACGCUCAACGGGUUACCUGUCAUCCGCGCCUACAACCAGGAAGAGCGCUUCCUGCGCAUGUGCGAUGACAAGCUAGACGCCAACAACAGGGCAUUCUUCCUGCUCAAGUGCUGCGACCGCUGGCUGUCCGUGCGCCUGGAGCUCAUGGGCAACACACUCGUCUUCGCCGCCGCCAUCUUUGCUGUGGUGAACCGGGGCAGUGUGUUUGCGGGGUUUGCGGGCAUCAGCAUAGACUAUGCGCUGCAGAUCACGGCAGCGCUGGGCAUGCUGGUGCGCCAGAUGACCGACACGGAGAACCAGAUGAACGGCGUCGAGCGCAUCCUCGAGUACCGUGAUAAGAUCGACCACGAGGCACCAGCAGUGAUCAAGGACGCGGAUCCGGGGCCAGAGUGGCCGGGCAAGGGCGAGAUCCAAGUGGAGCACAUCUCCAUGCGCUACCGCCCCAACCUGCCCCUCGUGCUCAAGGACGUGUCAGUCUCAAUCCAAGGGGGCGAGCGCGUGGGCAUAGUGGGCCGAACCGGCUCCGGGAAAAGCUCCCUCAUGCUGUGCCUCUUCCGCCUGGUAGAGCCCGCGGAGGGGCGCAUCCUGAUAGACGGCACGGAGAUCUCAGGUCUGGGCCUCACACAGCUGCGCUCCAGACUGUCGAUCAUUCCCCAGGACCCCGUGCUGUUUAGUGGCACUGUGAGGAGUAACCUGGACCCGUUCAACUGCCACUCGGACGAUGAUGUGUGGACCGCGCUCAGUCACGCGCAUCUCAAGGAUAAGGUGGGGGCGCUGACAGGGAAGCUGGAAGCAUCGGUGGCGGAGUAUGGAGAGAACUUCUCCGUGGGGGAGAGACAACUGCUGUGCCUUGCGCGUGUGUUGCUGCGCAAGAACCGCAUCAUGAUCAUGGAUGAGGCCACCAGCAGCGUUGACUUUGAAACCGAUCGCCUCAUUCAGGCCACCAUCCGCACGCACAUGCAGGACAGCACCAUGCUCAUCAUCGCUCACCGCAUCAACACCGUCAUUGACGCCUCGCGCAUCCUCGUGCUCAGCCAUGGCGAGGUGAUGGAGUAUGACACGCCAGCAGCGCUGCUGGACAGUCCCGAGGGGCAGUUCUCAUCACUGGUGGAGGACACGGGCGAGCAGACUGCAGCACACCUGCGCAAGAUUGCACGCGGGGAGCUCGAUUUCUUUGCUGCUUACUCUAAGAUCGUCAAGGCUGAGUGA
Molecule: messenger RNA, 5871 nt
Organism: Closterium sp. Yama58-4
Lineage: Eukaryota; Viridiplantae; Streptophyta; Zygnematophyceae; Desmidiales; Closteriaceae
Source: the annotation of a GenBank genome assembly